AUGCCGUUGUCUUCUUGCUUGUUAAGGGCUUUAUGUCUGGUGAUAGGUAUAAACUUUGUCAAGGGGCUUACCAUCACUUCCGAUCCCGGGGCACUAGUGAACAAAACGUUCACGCAUAUCGUUGUAGGUGGUGGUACGGCAGGACUGACUGUGGCUAGUCGGCUCGCUGAGGAACCGUCGUUCAGCAUCGCAGUUAUCGAAGCAGGUCCGGAUGCUCAGAACGAUAGCGUGGUUAACGAUCCAGCGAACGAAGCAACGGUACAGUCCGCCUACAGUUGGCGAUAUUAUACGACCCCACAAGGAAGUAAUGGUGUAAAUUUAUUCCUGAUGCAGGGAAAGGUAUUGGGAGGUAGCUCAUCCACCAACGGGAUGGAGUGGACCCGGGCCACAAUUGAUCAAUACGACACGUUUGAACGUCUUGGCAAUGAUGGUUGGAAUUCGGUCAAUAUGUUCAAGUACAUGAAGAAGUCAGAAGGUUUCAAUCAGCCCUCGUCCUCUCAAACCGCUCUCGGCGCGACUUGGGAUCCCUCACCCUCAGUCCAUAACACCAUGGGUCCGGUCUCCGCAUCGUUCCCUAGUCCUUAUUCUGCUGGCGGCUCCUUUGGAGCGUACAUAUAUUCUCUUCUAGCUUACUUCGCUCCUGUCGGCCUCGUUCAAAACGUAGACGCAUGCUCUGGUAUCCCUAAUGGUGCGGCGCGAGUCGCAUACUCCAUCAUACCUGGUCGGAACACCAGCAAUGAAACGGAAGGUAACAUACGGGCGAGCAGCGCAAGAUCAUACGUUUAUCCUUGCCUAGAGCAGCGGGGUGCAAAAGAAAACCUAGUGAUUUUGGUGCAGCACCAGGCGAUCGGGAUCGUCUGGGGAGACGAUGCUGUGGAUGGAAAUGCGACGGCUGUCGGGGUUAUAUUCGUGAGCACGCCCGUGGAGAAUGGGACCGUUGAUGGUCCCAUAUGGGAGGUGGUGACCACAGAUGAGGUUAUUGUCGCGUCGGGAGCGAUUGGUAGUCCGCAUUUCCUCGAACUUAGUGGUGUCGGAAAUUCGACGAUCCUUUCUUCAGUAAAUAUCCCUGUCAAAAUCGACCUACCCUCCAUCGGGACGAAUCUUCAAGAUCAAGCCCUUGUUUCUGUAGAGUACAAUAGCUCCGCCUCGGUGCCACCUUCCUUCAUCAAUACGACGAACGCCCCUAUUGAGGGAAUCGCCGCAUUCUUCACACUCGGCCAAAUAUUAGGUUUUGGGAACGGAAAUAUGAGUGCUCUGCAGCUCUCAACUAGCGUGCAUGAGAGGGCGAAGUACAUCGUGGCGACUGGCGGAUUUACCAACGAGGAGGCGUUGCAGAGGAUCUUGAAGAUACAGGCGGAGAGUAUGGUCGAUAAUGACGCACCUGUGGUGGAAAUGUCGUGGGGAUCAAUUGAAGGGUUUGUUGGGUCGGUUGUGUGGCCCCUACUACCCCAAAGUCGGGGCACAGUUCACGUCCAGUCCUCCAAUCCCGCUAUCCUUCCGCGUAUAAAUCCGGCCUACCUCCGCGGUCCCUCCUUCGACCUUCACCUCCUCUCCAACGCCACGAAAGCCGCACGUUCAGUCUCCCAGACUGCACCCCUCUCUAGCAUCGUCUCUGAAGAGCUCGUACCCGGUCUCGCCUCAGUGCCGCUCAACGCUUCGGACGAAGUAUGGCAGGACUGGGUCCUGCAGAACAUACAGCCAGUGAAGCAUCCGCUUGGGACCGUGGCGAUGUUACCAAAGGAAAUGGGAGGCCGCAGAUAUUAUCAAGGGCUGUCUCUGAGAGUAAAAUUGGAGUGUAGAACGUAUUACGAACACUUGUCAGAGUUGUUAGAUAAUGGGAAUACAAGCUUUCUGCAGACACUCGAAAACGGGUCAAUCGUGCGGACACAAGUGUCAGAAGUCCUUUCAUUGGAUUCUUUACUGCAGCAUCUCGAACCAUUGAACUAUCCUCCACACGCCUCUUGGUCCAUCUCUUUUCAAGUUCCACUGACCUAA
Stereum hirsutum FP-91666 SS1 is the source of this 1995-nucleotide messenger RNA. Its product is annotated as alcohol oxidase. Gene Ontology annotation, molecular function: oxidoreductase activity, acting on CH-OH group of donors; flavin adenine dinucleotide binding. The record is from RefSeq and is a predicted model, not a curated record. Bases 1 to 1995 code for a protein of 664 amino acids. Lineage: Eukaryota; Fungi; Basidiomycota; Agaricomycetes; Russulales; Stereaceae. The transcript is spliced from 12 exons.